UGUCCUAUGGCUGUCGGUGGUCUCUGAGAUGCUGUACAUAGUCCUGUUGAUAGUGGGUUUCAGCCUGAUGUGUCUAGAACUGGUUCACUCCAGCACCAGCAACAUGAUAGAUGGACUGAAACUGAACGCCUUCGCUGCAAUCUUCACCGUCCUCUCAGGGCUCCUGGGUAUGGUGGCCCACAUGAUGUACACACAGGUGUUCCAGGUGACAGUCACCCUGGGCCCUGCAGACUGGAGGCCCUAUAACUGGGACUACGGAUGGUCCUUCUGCAUGGCCUGGGCAUCCUUCACCUGCUGCAUGGGUGCAUCAGUCACCACCCUCAACUCCUACACCAAGACUGUCAUCGAGUUCCGACACAAACGCAAGACCUUCGUGCAGAGCAUCCGAAAGGAGCAGGCGCGGCAGGCGUUGGGAUACUACCGCGAUCACUCCCUGCGCUCCAUAUCCCAAACCGUGGAGGUGUACACACAGACGCCGUAUAGCAGUGGUAUUAGGACGCACGUACCGGCCGCGUCGUUAGACCCGAGUGACGAAUCAGAGACUCUGGGGGAAGACCAGUGCUGAAGGGAGGGAUCCCAGCGGGGAAAAACUGGUUACAACUGGUUCACAAUUAUGUCAUUUUUAACCAUUUUCUGGUUGUGCUGAUGUUAUUUCAUCAUCAUUUCAACUCGUUUCGCCCACCGGGAUGUGUCAAAAGUAACUGUAUGAAGUCAGUGCUAUCCAAUUGCUGUCCGUCACCUGUGUUGGGUCUUCUGGGGAUUCUGUAGCAACUGAAUCCGUUCUGAUUGAAUUCAUCACUGCCUUAAUUGAGCCAGGAUAUUCACUCCCUUGUUCCCAGUUUGGGCAUUGAUAGUCAUGGAAAGACAGCCGUGUACACUGAUCAUACAACUAAAUGAUCUGACACACAAGGAAAGCAGCAAUCAAUAACAAUAGCGUUUUACCCGCCCCUGUUUCAGUUAAAAGCUGAGGAACGGAGCUGGAGAAAUGUAACCACUCUCAAAUUCAGAGACAGAACUAUGGAUGCAAGGACUGAAUACCCAUGAUAUCGACAUUAUAGUUUUAACCAUGUUUUGAGGCUGUGUAGUGUUUGUUUACAUUUACUUUGUUUACAAACAUUGGAGUGAAACAAGCUUCUAUUUUGGGUUCUAAUGGGGUCAGACAGUUGAACUGAUGAGGCAUUAAUGUUAUAUUCUUCAAGAAUUAAUGGGUACAUAUCAUUCAUUUGUAGGUUCAAAAAUGGAUGCCCCUUUAAACAAGAUUUGUAACAGAAUGCCCUCUGAUUUUCCUGGGACACCAUAGGACUGUUUAUGCGAUGUUUUUGCAUGCUAUUAGCCUUACUAAAUAUGGAAUUAGGAAGGGGGUGACAAACUGCAUUUAACUCGUAUUUUAAGAAUGUGCACCGCAAAAUAUAGCUAUAAGUGUUUGCAGCGUAUACCGUGCCUAUAACGCAUAACUAUAUAAAUGUAAAUAAGUGUCACAAAGUAGAAGUUUUGAUCUGUGAAAUCACUGUAAGAUGUGUAUUAUUUUUCUUUUGAAGUUGUGUAUUGUUUGUUGCCUCAGUGGUCUGUUUACUGCACAUUACUCAGUAUCGGAUAAAACAAAAACUGACCACUGGACACCAAUGUUACUUGAGUACAAUUAUGACCAAUGACUGUGUAUUCUAUUUAAAGUACUUUGUGCUUAUAGUGAUUAAGGAUUCUGCAAUGAAUUACUCAAUAAACAAAUGUAUUCCAUAGCAAA
Molecule: messenger RNA, 1741 nt
Organism: Oncorhynchus tshawytscha (Chinook salmon)
Lineage: Eukaryota; Metazoa; Chordata; Actinopteri; Salmoniformes; Salmonidae
Product: germ cell-specific gene 1-like protein
Exons: 3
Coding region: 29-565 (178 amino acids)
Cellular component (GO): plasma membrane
Source: RefSeq, a predicted model, not a curated record